GUUUGGAUAUCUACCUAUAGGUAACCUAUAGACAGAAGUUAGGUAAACCUUGGUUAAAACGUAGACAACCCAUGGGCUACCAAUAGGUUUAGCUUUAGAACAUGUUGGUACCUAUGGUUUGCAAAGCAAUUCCAAACGAGUUUUUAUCACCUGUGGUUAUCAAAAUGGCGCUCAAUCAACGCCAACGACGGUUGUUGAAAUUAAUUUUGAUGAUGAAUGUGACUCAAAUGGAACUUAAUGUCAUGACAUUACUCUUCACAAUGCAUAUGAAAAAUGCACAGCAGAUAUUGCUUUUCAUGGACAACAAAAAGAGUAGAGUUAUCCCAAAAGUAUCAAAUUACUAUUUAGAGACGAUACCAAGAUUCAAUGACAGGGAUUUUAAAUCUCAUUUUCGAUUGAGCAAGACAACUUGUGAGGUAUUACUGAUGAAAAUACACGAGACCACUACGAGUUUACCUCAGCCUGGUCGUCAGAUUGACAUUGAAAAGAGGUUGCUGAUGUUCUUAUGGUACAUUGGCAAUAUGGAGAGCUUCAGAUCAAUGGCUGAUAGAUUUGAUGUUUCAAAGGGAACGCUUCACGUAUCUGUGAAAUAUAUUUCAAAUGUAUUGGUCACUAAAAUCAUGCCACUCGUGAUAAGCUGGCCGACAGGAGUUAGACUACAGAAAAUUGCAGACGGCUUUUCCGAAACGUCCAGACUUGAAGGAACUAUUGGAGCAAUCGAUGGAACACAUAUUGAGAUAAAAUGUCCAUCGAAGCACAAACAAGCUUAUUUCAACAGAAAGAAAUAUCCAUCACUUGUGCUUCUUGCAGUCUGUGAUUCAAGUUUGAACUUCACGUAUGUUUUUACAGGAUGUCCAGGAAGCACUCACGAUGCAGGAGUUCUCCGACAAACCCCUCUGUAUCGAGAUGCCCCUGGAGUUAUUCCUCCCGGAAAGCACAUCAUUGGCGAUUCAGCUUUCCCUCUGAAUGCUUGGCUAAUGAAGCCAUUUAGAGACAACGGUAACCUAUCAAGGGACCAAAUAAAGUUCAAUCAAGUGCUGAGUAGUUCUAGACAAGUCAUCGAGAGAGGUUUUGGAUUCCUUAAAGGUAGAUUUAGAAGACUUAUAAAGCUGGAUGCUGUUGACAUGCAGGUAAUCGUUGAAACCAUCUUGUCCGGAUGUACGCUUCACAAUAUUUGCCUUGCAAAUGAUGAUGAAAUGUUUGACAUCGAACAUGCUAUAGGAGACGAUGAUCAAAACGGUCCAGAUCAGGUACAGGGUAACCAGGAAGGCACUGAUGUUCGACAAACACUGAUGGAAAGACUGUAAAUUUACGCUGAAUUGUAGAAUUCAUAUGCUUUUUAUGUGGUUACAUGUUUUAUUUUAUUUCGUACA
Mytilus trossulus (common blue mussel) is the source of this 1373-nucleotide messenger RNA. RefSeq names its product putative nuclease HARBI1. The coding region runs from base 102 to 1307 and encodes 401 amino acids. The transcript has 2 exons. NCBI's taxonomy places the organism in Eukaryota, Metazoa, Mollusca, Bivalvia, Mytilida, Mytilidae. The record is from RefSeq and is a predicted model, not a curated record.